CAUUUCCCAGCAGCCCUUGCGCUGCUCUGGGCGCAUGCGCCCGGCCGGGGCGGAGCGCGGAGAUGCAGGUGGUGCGCGGAGCCAUGGCCAACUUCCGCCUGGCACUGAUUCAGCUUCAUGUAUCUGCUGUUAAGUCAGAUAACCUUCAGCGAGCCUGUGGGCUGAUAAGGGAAGCAUCAGCCAAAGGAGCAAAAGUUGUGGCUCUGCCCGAAUGCUUUAAUUCUCCUUAUGGAACCCAAAACUUCAAGGAAUAUGCAGAGAAGAUCCCUGGAGAAUCGACACAGAAGCUCUCAGAAGUUGCAAAGGAGUGCAGCAUCUAUCUUGUUGGAGGAUCCAUUCCAGAAGAGGAUGGUGGAAAGCUGUAUAAUACUUGUGCUGUCUUUGGUCCUGAUGGUGCUAUAGUGGCAAAGCACAGGAAGAUUCAUUUGUUUGACAUUAAUGUUCCUGGGAAGAUACAGUUCAAGGAGUCUGAAACACUGAGUCCAGGGGAUAGUUUCUCCAUGUUUGAUACUCCAUACUGUAAAGUGGGCCUGGGCAUCUGCUAUGACAUCAGAUUUGCUGAGCUGGCUCAAAUCUACGGACAGAAAGGUUGUCAGCUGCUGAUAUAUCCAGGGGCUUUUAAUAUGACAACGGGACCAGCUCAUUGGGAAUUGCUACAAAGGGGCCGAGCUGUGGAUAAUCAAGUCUACGUAGCUACUGUAUCUCCUGCUAGAGAUGAAAAAGCAUCCUACGUUGCCUGGGGACACAGCACCGUAGUAAAUCCAUGGGGUGAAGUCAUAGCCAAAGCUGGGGCUGAGGAAACAGUUAUCUACUCAGAUAUCGAUUUGAAGAAACUUGCAGAAAUCCGUCAACAAAUUCCCAUUUUAAGCCAGAAGCGUCAUGAUCUCUACAGCAUAGAGAUGAAAAAGUGAAGCUGGGUGAACAGGAAAGGUUCUAAUAGCACAGUAGCUGCUGCUUCCAUCUUCAGGAUUCCCUUACUGGUUGCUCCACAGGCUACCGUGAUAACUGAUUAGGAGCAAAAUGACUUACUGGUAUAAUUCUAAAAUUGACUGAAGUACAACUUUAAUUUACAGUAUUAAACAGCUAGGAUGAAGCUGGAGGUGAAAUCAACUAAGUAGCAGUUAAUCUUUUUAGUCAUUACUGCAUUUAGAUACUUUUGUUUUGCUCUUAAGUUUCUGAGGUUUUGUUUUAGGAUGUAGAGAGGUGGGAAUUAUGUUCUCUCUGGAAAUCCUCUGAAGUCAGCUUUAGUAUUAUGAACUUUUCUCUGAAUUACCAGGGGCUCUACACGUAUGACUUCCACAUCAGUACCUAAAUGACUCUGAGUUUCUUAAAUGCCCAACUUCAAACCAGGCAAGCUUAAAGUUUAAUACAUUAAGCAAAAUAGGCCAAAUUCCACUCGGAACUACUUAAAGACAAUGUGAUUAGCAGUCAAACAGAAUCAUUACUAUGCAAGAAUCUGUUAACAGAUCCUGGCUGGAAUAUCUGUAUUAAAUUCUUAAUACAAUUCCUGCUUAUUGCUGAA
Centrocercus urophasianus (Greater sage-grouse) is the source of this 1522-nucleotide messenger RNA. RefSeq names its product nitrilase family member 2 (gene NIT2). NCBI's taxonomy places the organism in Eukaryota, Metazoa, Chordata, Aves, Galliformes, Phasianidae. Gene Ontology annotation, cellular component: mitochondrion. The coding region runs from base 63 to 911 and encodes 282 amino acids. The transcript is spliced from 10 exons. Gene Ontology annotation, molecular function: omega-amidase activity. Gene Ontology annotation, biological process: L-glutamine metabolic process; oxaloacetate metabolic process. The record is from RefSeq and is a predicted model, not a curated record.